Molecule: messenger RNA, 393 nt
Organism: Menidia menidia (Atlantic silverside)
Lineage: Eukaryota; Metazoa; Chordata; Actinopteri; Atheriniformes; Atherinopsidae
Source: the annotation of a GenBank genome assembly
AUGUCAGAGGGAAGAGGGAGAUUGUCAUCGGUGCGCGGCAAAGGCAGCCUCCCGGUGAGAGCAGUCGCUGAGCUGCUGGAGCCGGAGACUCUGCAGCUCCUGAAGAACGAGUGCGGAGGCCUCCAGACGCUCCUCAAGAACAACCAUCAAGUCUUUAGAGUGGAAGCGGGCAGGGUCCACAUACGGGACUGGCGGGACAGGAAUCCCCGGCGGGCCGCCGGCCGGAGGAAGCCCGUUGCCCCCGGCGCCGUGAAAACCCGGCCCUGCUGGUUCCACACACACCACCCUCAGGGCUGCCCCCUACAGGCCCAACUCUGUGCCUACGCCCACGGAACCCACGACCUCCGACCCUCCACCAGACCCCUGAAGAAGAUGAAGAACACUCUGUGUUGA